UUCCGUCUGCAAAGCUGUCCGUAGUGAAACAAGUACUUUGGGCUCAGCUGUGUUGAUCGCCCAAACCGACUAGGGAAAUUAGCUAAGUGUGAACGUGCAAGACGUUUCACAAUUCAGAUGAGCUGUUUGAGUUUUAACUGGCAACGUUUAAAGUGACAUUCUACCAAACGGUAGCGAGACAUUGACGUUAACGUGUCUCCGUCUCUCUGAACGAGGGUGCAACUCCGUCUUAGCGAACUAGAACAAGCUGUUCUUGUCCCAUUUAACCAUGGACGGGUUUGUAAAAUUCACGAGCCAAAGCCAAGGAAGGGACCGGAUAUUCAGGGCGACCCAAUAUGCAUGUUCGCUGUCGAUAUAUUUACUACGAAACAACGCGGAAAGAAAGGACCUUGUGGCGAAACUUAAAAGUCUGGAAACCAACAUGAGCGCUGGACGGAAAUUGCUCAGGCUGGGAAACACAAUAAACUCCAUUGAGGCUGCUCAGCGAACCAUGCGACUCUCUGACCGAGUGCUGUGCCUGUGCCUCACCGUGGCCAACAUCAACCGCGCCCUCUACUUCAUCUGUGACAAUGUACUUUGGGCCAGAAGUGUCGGUGUUAUCCGCGAUAUCGACACGGAACGCUGGAGCCUGAAUUCCUCUCGCUGCUACUUCCUCUCGCUAGUUAUGAAUCUGACCAGAGAUGUUUAUGUCGUCCUCCAGCUAAUGACGGAGAGGGCAAGAGAUAAAAACUUUAGACAGAAAAUGGAGACGCAUCUCGGUGAGAGUCCUGAAGUAGCCGAAGCCGUCGUUCCUCAGCUUGACGCGUUUUUCUUUCUGCUGUUGGAGAGCCUAAAAUCGCAUCCUGCUGUUGCUGUGGACACGCUGAAAAAUAUAUGCGACCUCUUCAUUCCCCUCCACAGGUUGGGUUUAUAUCAGUCCAAUGCAGGAGUGGUGGGAUUCUGUGGUUUGAUGUCCUCAGUGAUUGGGAUUGUAACCCUCGUGCAGCCGAAGUUCACACUUAAACCAUGAGAAGGGUGGAGUUAAACCUCACUGACGAACUGUAGUAAUAACAUAUUAUUGUGUCAGGUCUUUAAAAGGGUUUAGUGUCAUUUCACUGGAGCUGUCGUUUGGGUCCGAAGUCAACCUGGUUCACAGUGAGAUUAAGCAACGUCAGAGGCACAUUUUGUAACAUUUAUGUUUGAAUAGCAUUUAUGUUUUACACUGAAGGGAUGGCUGGAUUUGAUCGUUUUGUAACAGAUGUUUUGAUUGAUUGAACUGAUUGCAUCAUACUUCUGAGGCACGAUGAAUAAGGGCCAGUUAAAGUUUAAAACACUGGUUUAAAAGGGAGCAAAUCAAGGUUACAGAGAAGCCGUGUUCAUUUUUCGUAAUUUAAAAACAACCCAAGGCUAAACUUAUGUGCAUUCCUGUCUUCUCCAACACCACAUCUAACACCAGCAGUUUUGUAUCUACUUAUACGGUAAGGGCUUAUUACUGAUGCAAGCUUUUUUUGCAUUUGCUUUUAUACAUCUCUUAGAAAAAGUAAAAUCUUAAUCUGAGUGAAGACGCAACUUCAAGUUCACCGUCUUGCUUUGCUCUAAUGUUUUGUGAUAAGAUGCUGCUCAAAGUUUUACCUCAAUGAUUCAAGUGAUGAAUCAGCUGCUUCUCACUCAAAGGUGCUUCCAGAGGGGAAACACAGCGGAGAGAUUUCUGUGAAUAGCUGCAGACAUUUUGACUUGUCAUAGUAGGAAAAAUGCACAUUUUACUAUUAACACAAUCAAUGGCUCUGUUUCUAUCAAAGUGUCCCAGUAAGAGUGACCGUGUGCCAGCAUGCACAAUACCAUGACCCCGAAAUCAAAACUGCUAGAUGAAAUCCAGCCGUUACUGAUUUCUUUAUUUACACAUGUGCUUAUCCUACUGUGACAAAUUUAAAGUGUUGUGCGUGAAAAAGGCCCUUCAUCUCGCCUGUUAGGUGUUUUUCAUUCUGCCAUUCAAGCAUGUCCUGGACCUUGCAUAUGGUGUUACUAAUAUAAAUGACUAAAACACCCUUGAUAAUGUGAUUACAAAUAAAUUCUUAACAUAUUGUC
This is a messenger RNA of Anarrhichthys ocellatus (wolf-eel), 2064 nucleotides long. RefSeq names its product peroxisomal biogenesis factor 11 alpha (gene pex11a). The record is from RefSeq and is a predicted model, not a curated record. The transcript is spliced from 3 exons. Bases 269 to 1009 code for a protein of 246 amino acids. Gene Ontology annotation, biological process: peroxisome fission. NCBI's taxonomy places the organism in Eukaryota, Metazoa, Chordata, Actinopteri, Perciformes, Anarhichadidae. Gene Ontology annotation, cellular component: peroxisomal membrane.